UUGAAGAACCCUGAAUAAAGAAAAACACCACACAGAAACAAAAAAGAAUAAACUGAAACACUUGAAAAAAUCAUCAUUCAAAUCACAACAGCUCUAGCACCCCAUAAAAAUCAUAAUUCUUGGCUAGCUUUUAUUCACUUGUUCAAAUCGAGAAACAAAGAAAAGAUCAUCAAAAAUGGUAUACACAUACACACCAGCAUACUACUCUACUCUCCAUGACUCAAUUACCUCUAUUUGCAAGACAAUCUUGCCUUUUUCCUUUAAGAAAAAGAGGUUGACCUCGGCGGAGCACAGGCUCUCAAAGCUGCAGUCUGAUAACUUGAAGUGGCAGCAAGACUCAUUCCAUCAAAUAUUGAAUUUGAUGGGGUUGCAUAAAGAAGGUAUUUUAGCUGAGAAUGAGGUUUCUGCUUUCAAGACUCAUUUGCUUGAAACCCUUAUUGCUUCUCCACUUGAACAUGAACAAGCAGUCAUUUUAAGAGAUAAAUUGGUCUUCUUGCAGGAGUUGCUUUAUGCAAAAUGUAUAUCAGAAGAUGAGUACCAUUCAUCAAAGAGACCUUUGUUACAGAGGCUAGCAGUACAAGGAGCAGAAAUUGAGUCAAGAGAUGUUAUUGUUGCUGGUCCAAAAGACACAAAAGAGAAGAUAGAAGAGGAGUGGUCGGUUAUUGAUUUAAAAGAUGAGAAAAGGUUGAUUGGUAAAGAAACUUUACAGUCCAUAAAUAGAUCAAAGCCUAACUCAGCGAUGAAGCAAAUCAAAGGAGCAGCCUCCGUUUUUGGCUUUGGAUCAGAUCACAAGCUGAGCAAACACAAAGAAGAAAAGAGUAUUUUUGAAAUUGAAGCAAGAUUGCCCUCCUCUGGCCAUGUUAGUAACGAGAGAGAGAACCCACUUUGGGAUAGUCAUUUGAAGGAUAAGGAAAGUGAAACCAAAUCAAUUCUUAUGCAAGCAAGCUUACCAAAUGAAUCUGUAAAAGAAAGCGCAAGCAAUGAUAAGCCCAAGAGGAAACCCUUCAAGACUUUGUUUCGACAGGAGCAAAGAGAGGGAGAUGGUGGUGGUGGUGGUGGUGGUGCUAAUGGUUUUAAUUGUGAGGAGAAACCUUCAAAAUCAGCAAAAAAGCCUUGGGGUUUUGAUGGUUUUAAGAAAUGGAAGAAAAAUGAUUCAGAUGGUGAGACUGCUCCUCUGCCUCUUAACAAUGAAAGAUCUGACAGUGAGGCUUAUUCAGGAUCUUGCAACCUUGUUAAUAGUCCCAUUGGAGAGGGACCAGACACUAAGCAGAUAAAGAAGAAACUGCAUUCUAAUGGUUCUUCUUCAGAUUUUUUCAUUGAUAAGGUUUUAGGGGACAAGAUAAAGAAGGAGCUUUCAAAAAUUCAAACAGAACUCUGCACAACAAACCCUAGUCUUAAAUUUUCUGAUGAUCAAAUUGAAGCAAUUUCCACCAAGCUUCCUGUUGACAAGGCUGACCUGAAAAAGUUCUUCCCCAAGUCAUGGUGCGAUCGGUAUGGUGAUGUUGUACUGGAUGUGGUGAAGAAAGAGUUCAAGGAUCAUGUUGGAGAGAUGGAGAACAUGAGAAAUGCUGCAAGAGAAAAACAUCACAACAAUUCAAUGCGAUGGACAACAUUUGAAGAUGAAGACGAAAAUUGUCACCCAAAUCUUUUUUCUCAACAGGAUCAUUCAUUUCCAAAGAAGCAACAAAAUUUCACUGCCAAGAAUGAUCAGAGCGCCUAUACUAAUCCCUUCUCCCAUGACUACUCUGAAAGCAAUGGGAAUAAGCUUAGGACUGAAUCAUUCCAGAAUCCCUUUUGGAUCCCAAGGCAACAAUAUUAGUGAUAUGGGAGUUUCUAUGCUUGAUAAGCAAGCGGUAUUCUUGUUUUUUGUUUGCUUGUAUUCUAUUGUAAUUCUGGUUAUGAACUCUGACAGAAGAACAAUGUUGUUCUUCUGGAUUUUAAACCCCCUUUUGUUCUGCUGGGUUUCAUCAAACCCAUGCAAGAAGAAUGUAAACGUUUUUAUCUUCCUCAGCAGCUAUAAAAGUUUUUAAUCCCCCCCAA
Populus trichocarpa (black cottonwood) is the source of this 2040-nucleotide messenger RNA. RefSeq lists its product as uncharacterized. The transcript is spliced from 5 exons. The record is from RefSeq and is a predicted model, not a curated record. NCBI's taxonomy places the organism in Eukaryota, Viridiplantae, Streptophyta, Magnoliopsida, Malpighiales, Salicaceae. Bases 176 to 1819 code for a protein of 547 amino acids.